AAUGUCCACUGAGCCCACAAGUGCUGGCUUUUCCCUUAGCCACAGUGUCAGAAGGCAUCUGGCCAGCCUCUCAGUGGUUGACAACAGGAGCCUCACCCCCCAGCCUGCUGUGGGGGAGAAGGCUUUGUGUGUCCCCGAAAUCCCAAGCACCAGUAUUGAAAAUCAGGGCCUGAUUAAGAUGUACAUCGAUGAAGUGUGUCGGGAGACGGUGUUACGUUGCUGCGAGUCAUUUCUGCAGCAGGCCGGAUUAAACCUGCUAAUAAGCAUGACAGCUAUUAAUAACAUGCUUGCCAAGUCCGUUUCAGACCUGAAGUUUCCUUUGAUACCCGAGGGAAGUGGAUGGGCAAAGGCUCAGGGUUUGGAACCGCUGAUGAGUUUGUCUGAAAAGCCAGUGGUGGCUGGGGAAGCGCUGGCUGCCCAAAUGCCAUUCUCAUCCACGUGCCUCUUUAUCAGAAGUGGGAGCAAAGAGAUGCUUGUGGAAGCCAUCUCCCCUUAAGUGGCUGUCUCAAACACAAUGACGAGACUGAACCCAUCCAGAGCCCGAGCAGUUUACUUGAGGGCAAAGAAGCUGCAGUGGGUGCCACCCAGGAUGCAGCCUUAGCCUGUCAGCUCCUCCCUGGGUGAAAGUUCCUCCCAGUCUCUCAAUGGAGGACCACAGGCUCCUUGGCUGGGCAGGGCUCCCACAGAGCUGUGGGCAACUUCUGGGUUUUGUGGUCUGCAGGCAAAGUGCACUGUAAAUUGCUGCUCCCUUGCAGCCUUCUUCAUGCAGUUAAAGGGUAAAACGAUGCCGGUGGCCGCUAGCUGGGGAUGACUAAC
Acomys russatus (golden spiny mouse) is the source of this 816-nucleotide messenger RNA. Its product is annotated as protein ARMCX6-like. The record is from RefSeq and is a predicted model, not a curated record. Gene Ontology annotation, cellular component: mitochondrion. Bases 2 to 496 code for a protein of 164 amino acids. NCBI's taxonomy places the organism in Eukaryota, Metazoa, Chordata, Mammalia, Rodentia, Muridae. The transcript has a single exon.